GGGCCGGGGCCGGGGCCCGGUCCGUCGGCCGCCAUGCCGCUGGUGAUACUGUGCGGGCCGCCGGGCAGCGGCAGGAGCCGUCGCGCCGAGGAGCUGCGCCUGGCGCUGGGGGGGGGCGGGGCGGUGCGCGUGGUCAGCGAGCGGCCGGCGGGGCCCGGGGGGGCGGGCGGGGAGGGGGCCGGGGAGGCGUUGGGCCGCGCCGCCCUGCGCGCCGCCGUGGAGCGGCACCUCAGCCGGACCCAGCUGGUCGUCGUGGACGCGCCCAACGGCGUCAAGGGCUUCCGCUACGAGCUCUACUGCCUGGCGCGCGCCGCGCGCACCCCCUGCUGCCUCGUGCACUGCCCGCCGCCGCCGCCAAGCGCCCCCGCCGACGGCGACGAGCCCGCCGACGACGAGGAUGAGGCCGCCACCGCCGCCUUCGAGGCCCCGGACCCCCAGCGGCGGUGGGAGCGGCCCCUGUUCACGGCGGGGCCGCCGGAGGAGCCGCUGCCCGUGGCGGCCAUCGCCGCCGCCCUGCUGGAGGGGCCCGCCCCGAGACCCCCGCCGCCGCCGCCGCCGCCGCCGCCGCAGGCCACCCGGGCCCAGCCGCUGGCCUCCGACACCUUCCUCCACCGGCUGGACCGGGCCACCGGGCGGGCCGUGGCCGCCCUGACCGAGGCCCAGCGCGCCGCCCGGCCCGGCGACCCGCUGGCGGUGCCCGGCGCCACGGAGCGCCUGCCCUUCACGCGGCCCCUGGCCCCGCCCGAGCUCCACCGCCUCCGCCGCCAGUUCAUCUCCUACGCCAAGACGCACCCCAACCGGGAGAACCUGCCCCAGCUCACCGACAUGUUCCUCCGCUACCUCAGGCAGAACCUCGGCUGAAACGGCCGCCCCGAGACCCCCGGCCGGCCGCGGCACCUUCGACGGUUCACGCCUCUCGCGCUUCAAUAAAUCCGUUCCGAGAAAGA
This is a messenger RNA of Tachyglossus aculeatus (Australian echidna), 947 nucleotides long. It is a transcript of the gene KTI12, whose product is annotated as KTI12 chromatin associated homolog. NCBI's taxonomy places the organism in Eukaryota, Metazoa, Chordata, Mammalia, Monotremata, Tachyglossidae. The record is from RefSeq and is a predicted model, not a curated record.